Messenger RNA from Penicillium waksmanii, 4491 nucleotides. RefSeq lists its product as uncharacterized. The transcript has 9 exons. Bases 1 to 4491 code for a protein of 1496 amino acids. NCBI's taxonomy places the organism in Eukaryota, Fungi, Ascomycota, Eurotiomycetes, Eurotiales, Aspergillaceae. The record is from RefSeq and is a predicted model, not a curated record.
AUGUUAACAAAAUUCCGUGCGAAACUCAGUCGCAGCAAGCUGAAAGACGCGGACACGGUUGUGCAGCGCCCCCACCAUGUCAGCCGUGCGGAUGGGAGCGACAAGACACACAAUAGCGAGGUAAACACGGCCCACGACGUCCUCACCGUGAGCAACAACGAGACACCCGUAGCGAUACCCGAUAAUUAUGACCCGUCUGUGUCACCCGAGGCCAAGAGAGACAGUGAACAGGACCGGCUGUGGGAUAUGGCAUUUUCCAGCCUGGAUGACGAUACCAAGGCCCUGCUGGAUCCGGGGGAUACUAUAAACCCGGAAGACGCGAUCGAGCGAGUAAAGAAAGACAUCGAGGAGAAGUACGAGGAGUAUAAGAAAGGGGGAUUGCAGAUUCGGAAGCGCAACGGAUCCUCGUUCAAUUUCCGAGAUGCCACUAGUCGCAUCUUGAGCGCUGUACUUAAGGCCAAGCCGAUCUUUUCGUCGGUCGCAUCUUUGGAUCCAACAGGUCAUGCUUCCUCCGCGUGGACGAUUAUAUCGCUGGGAUUGACGAUGGUUGAAAAUGAUAUCGACCGCCGAGACGCUAUUUUCGAAGCAUGCGAGUUCCUCGCCGACAAACUCGCCUAUUACUCGAUUAUUGACGAUUAUUGCUGGAGACACCGGGGUCAAACUCACGAGAGAAUCCGACAGUCUCUGAUCGGUAUUUACACCGCAAUCUUCUGUUAUACUGCCGAGGUGAAGAAGAGGAGCAAUGAGAAUUACGGAGAUCAGAUGGAAGCCGGCGAAGCGAUCCUCCAACGCAUCGACGAAACCGUCAGUCGACUCAAGGCAAUUCAAGAUAAAACAUUGAGUGCGGAGGAGGAAAGGAUUCUUGACUGGCUCUCCAGGGCAUCCUUUUCUGAUAUUCAAAACGGCCACCAAGAACGUCGGGCCGCAAACACGGGCGACUGGUUUCUCGACACAGCUCCGUACCAGGAUUGGAUAGAGAACCCCGGAAUUCUAUAUUGGUUGCAUGGCGUGGCUGGCUGCGGAAAAUCAAUUAUUUGCUCCACGAUUAUCAAGGACAUUAAGAAACACUGUCAAAAGCCCUCUAGCACGCCCCGCCACCUUGCCUACUGUCCCUGCUUCGCCAGCUCAGCUCAGCACCCCUCCCCCCCUUCAAUUACCAAGCUUUGGGAGUCGCACAGUCGACCCGGUACCAAGCCAGACCAACAGACCCUCUGUGAAGCUCUGGAUGAGGCCCUUCGGGACCUGGAGGGCCAGGUAUUCCUAGUCCUUGAUGCGCUGGAUGAGUGUCCUAAUGCCCCCGGCCGGUAUCAAAGAAACUUCGCAUUAGACUUUCUACUCAAGCUGCAAGCCUCUCACCCGACAAAGCUCCACAUCCUGGCAACCAGUCGGCCCGAGCCUGAUAUCCGGUCCCGGUUUGAGGGCUGUAGGACAUUAGACCUGGAGAUGAAAUUGGGUGGCGACGUUGAAACGUUUGUUCGUGCGCAAGUGGCCGGGGGUCCAAUCAAAGAAUUUGAUUCGUCCAUUCAGAACAAAGUUAUUGAAAAGUUAUUGGAUACGCCAGAACGACGCUUCCGUUGGGCCGAUUUACAGAUCAAGCGGCUCGAGGAGUGCUUUGACGAAGAUGAAAUCAAUCACGCACUGGAAACGAUUCCUGAUUCCCUCGAGGCAACAUACAGAGACAUCCUCAACAGGAUGGCAGAGAAAAAUCGAGUUCGAGCGUGCAAAAUCCUAAUGUGGAUAAGCAUGUCUAUUGUACCUGUUACGUUAGAUACAGUCGCUGCAGCAGUGCACCUGCCAUCUCCAAACCAUAUUAUCAACAUCUGCACGACGUCUCUUGUCACCGUGAACACCGCAGAUGACACGGUCAAGCUCGCUCACUUUUCCGUCCAGGAAUUCUUGGUUCUGGAGGACGCCCAGCAGCCAGGUAGCCACGAAUGGUAUCAGUUUUCUAUACCAGCGGCCCAUUACAAUUUGGCAGUCACGGCGUUACAGUGCCUUCUUGACAGAAAUGAGCCUAUUCCAAUGAAACAUGCUCUCAAAGAGUCUUUCCUGGUCUAUGCUGCCCGCUAUUGGGAUGAGCAUGUGGCAAAGGUGGGGGAUCUUUCGAAUCACCCAGUCUUACUUCGCCAGAUCGAAGGUCUUCUCAGUGAAGAGUUCUCGCAGAGCUACCUCAACUGGCUCAAUGUAUUGGCACCAAAAUACGAUAAUGAUAUAUUGAAGUUGCGUCUGGACGAAGGCCAGAUGACUUUAGAAGAGUGCCAUCCGCCUAUAUAUCAUGCUGCAGGUCUGGGACUGGAGGAUGUGGUGGUGAAGCUUCUUGGCCAAGGCGUUGAUCCCUUGGUUAGCUCGAGUGCAUGGAACUUCAAACCCGGCCGUUCGCUCAUCGUCGCUGCUCGUAACGGUCACCUUAAUAUUCUCGAGAAGAUGCUCGAAAGGUGCGGACAUGUCCCGCAGGAGGUGGCUGAAGAGAUAAUACAGAAUGUCGACCAUCGGGAGGCCGGAAGCGAGUGGCUGGAGCGCAUCAUGCAAGCAUUGUGGAUAUGCGGUGCCUUCUUCGAGCAAUCGCAAGAUCGCACGAAGGUGAUAAGUCACAGGUUGGUACUUGCUGCGAUUAUGAAUGAACAUGCAGGUUUAGAGUCGAUGCGCUUCUUUCUUGAUCGGCAGCAGGAAUCGUUGGUGACGAUUGCCACCGACACCAAAAUAUUCUGGGAAACCGUGCGGAUCCACACAGCCAAUGCGGCUCGAAUAUUAGAGCUGCUGUUUGAAAGACAAUUGACAGAUAUUUGGUUCAACAGUCUGGAUUUCUUAGGAUACUUGGCAGGCAACCCGCAUACGUAUGCCUUGUUCAAACAAAUCAUUCAACACGAGAAAAUGAGGCUAAAGCUUGGUGACGCUAUAGCCCACGCUGUGGCGAGAUACGGGACAUCUCAAGCAAUGGGAACAGUCAUUCAGAUUCUGGAACCCAAUUUCGAAGUCACCGAGAAAAUACUGCUGCUUGCUGUUGAGAAUCGUGGAAGCGGACCCGAGGUACUCCGUCAGCUUCUGGGAAUUGGAGGCUCCAGACAAUUCAGCCACAAACUGCUUUUUACCGCAGCAAACAACUAUCACAACUGUCUCGAGCUUCUCAAUAUUUUACUUGACGAAGUUGGUCCCCACUUUCCAAUCGGUGAAGAAGUCAUGAUUGCGAUAGUACCUAAUCAAGACGCCGUGGAGAUAAUUACCAAUUUCUUGACAAGGCAGCAGGCUGGAUUUGUAGUCUCUGAGAGAGUAAUAACUAGUGCGAUCAGCAAUUGGAACUUCGCAGUUGAUAUCCUUCAGCUGCUUAUGAAAAAUGGAGGAUCGGAUAUUCAAGUGACCGAUGAAAUGAUAUGCGCGGCAGCAGCCAAAAAAUUUCAGGGAGAUUCGGUACUGAAAUACUUAUCCGACGUUAACGGGCCCUACUCACACAUACCGAACGAAGCAUUUUUGAAGGCCGUGGAAAGCCCGCGAAGUCUGGAGAUCCUCUUCGCCCUGCAGCCUGGAACCCGUGUUUCUGACGAAAUGUUUAUCGCGGCCUGCCAAGAUCGCGAGGCCAUGUCACUUCUUUUGGGCCAGCAGUAUGAGUCUCUUCCCAUCGAGAAAAUGUUGGAAGAGAUAGGUCGUUAUGGAUACCUUACGGCGGGCGCCUUUGAUGUACUCUUGAGUCGACAAGUCAUUGAGAUGAAUGAAUGGGUGCUGGAAAGGGUCGCUUGCAACAGGGUAGUAAUGGGGGAUGUCCUGGCCAAGCACCCAAAUGUGGCCAUCACACAAAAGGCCUUCGAAAAUGCAGCGAAGUCAGGAUCUCCAGAGCUUGUGCGGGCAAUUCUUGAAACCAGGUUCGACGGUCUCACUGUCACGGAACAGGUCAUGGAGGCCCCUUUUGAUACCAGUGCAGUCGCGGGUCUCAAUGAAUUUACGACAAGUAUGCUAAAAGUGUUCAUUGUUCGUCUCGGGUCAGAGGUUCCCAUUACAAAGAACCUUCUCCAAAUUGCCUGUGAAUAUGAGGACAUGAGACCCUUGAAAUUGCUGCUAGACCAGCGACGCAAGAUAGACCUUCAGUCAGUUUGGGAAAGGAUAUGGCAGGCUGAAAAGUCUAAACGAUGGAAGCUUAGAGUGACAGAUAUUCUGUUGCAAUAUGAGACACUUGUUGUUUCUGAAGCCAUGUUGGAAGCAAUUCCUUUCGAUUGGAAGGAGACGGACAAAGACCGAUCUGAGCCAAGUGAUACAGAUGGAGACGAUUCUGAUUUUGAGACACUGAUUCAGUUCAGUCUCAAGAAGAGCAUAGCUAUUGUCGAGACCGAAAGAGUCGUGGAACUUGUCGUGCAACGAUGCUCCGAGGAGACCGUCAAGGAGUUUCUUGAUUCCAAGCCGAAUCUGAAAAUAACUGAGAAGACCCUCCGAGCCGCAGAGAAAAAUUCAGUUGCGAUGAAGGAACGUUUGGCCGCAUUGUCUGUUGUCGAAAAGAUCAAAUGA